AAUCACAAGUAGUGUCUCAACCAAAAAAGCCCAAAUCAACGAAAGGUCCCAACGGUGCAAAACAGAACGACAAAGCUAAAACCUAAAACCAAAGCUUUAGAGAAAAUAAUAUUAGGAUCGGAAAACGCAAGAAGCAACGACGAGGUGCGCCUGCCACAGAGAGAGAGAGAGAGAGAGAGAGUCAGAGUCUCACCGCCGUGGUGGGUCGACGGUCCUUGGAUCGCCGGAAAGAAUGCCAGUUCAGGAUGGUAAUGUAUGAUUGGGCUUGCCAGGGCAUCUAGAUGUCUAUUAGGAUCUUGAGAGCACAAAGGUUUCAUUUUGUUGAAGAUGUCUUUAAGUUCGAAUAAUACACAAGUAACUGAGGUUGGGAAUUGUGGUGGCCGUCGAAAUGAUUCUUGUGAUAAUGAAUGUAAUGAAAGUUGUUUGAGAAAUGAGGAGGAUGAGGGAGUGGGGGAGGAGGAAGAUGAGGAGGAUGAAGAUGAAGAUGUGGAUUUCAACCCGUUUCUAAAGGAAGCCCUUUCACCGGAAGCUUCUUCGAGCUUGAGCUCUGAAAUUGAUGGUUUGGAUGGUGAUGUUGUUGACAGUGGGGGAAAGACUUUUGAUAAUAGUGUGGGAGUUAAUUUGUCGAAGCCAAGUAGUGCAGUGCAAAACUCGGCUGUUGGAGACUCUGAGCAUGGCGAGGAGGAAAGUGUGAUGCAAGCUUCGGUGUCUCUUGAAGGAGUGUGUGAGAAGGAAUUGAAAAAUUCUGUUUCCAGAAAUCCUAAGAAGAGAAAAUCUUGCUCAAACUCUCAACCAAAAACUGAUACUGUUCAAACAAAGGACAAUGGCAGUGAAAGUGAUUAUAUUGAUGUUUUGGUAGGAGAGUUAAGUAAUUCAACACAAUCCCAGAUGCCCAUAGUAGAUUUAGAGAAUGAGGAUGCUAUUUGCAAACGUACUAGGGCUCGUUAUUCCCUUGCAAGUUUUACACUCGAUGAGCUUGAGACUUUUCUUCAAGAAACUGAUGAUGAUGAUGACCUUCCAAAUGUUGACGAUGAAAAAGAAUACAGGAAGUUUCUUGCAGCUGUUUUAAAUGGCGGAGAUGGUGAUGGUCAGUCAAAUCAAGAGAAUGAAAAUGUUGAUGAUGAAGAUGAGGAUGAAGAUAAUGAUGCUGAUUUUGAGAUAGAACUUCAAGAGUUGCUUGAGAGUGAUGUUGAUGAAAGUCCUAGAGAUAAAACCAGAAAGGAGUUUGGGGGAGCUGGGCGGCGGCCAGAGACUAGGCAGAACAGGUGCCAAAAGAACUCUGCCCAAUAUAAAAAGAAGCUUUCAGGACAGGCAAAGAGGCCAUUACGUCCCCUCUUGCCAGUUUUGCCAAAUGGACCAACUGCAGUCUUCCCUACUAAUUGUGGGAAAACUUUGAUGCCUCAUUCAUGCACAGCAGAGGAUGGUUCUAUAAAUGGAUUUACACUCCAUCAAAUAGGCCAGUUACAUUGUUUGAUACAUGAACAUGUGCAACUUCUCAUUCAAGUAUUUUCUCUGAGUGUUCUUGACUCUUCUCGGCAACAAAUUGCUUCCCAGGUUCGGGGACUGAUUUUUGAGAUACUUCAAAAACGCAAUGAAGUAUUAGCCUGGAGAAGUGUCCCAUAUCCUAGUAUUUGCUUUAACCCUCCAUAUGUUUGCUCAUCAGUGCCAGAUGAACAUCCCAAAGUGGCCCCAGCACGAUCCACCUUAGAGUCAUGUCCUCCAUUUAAUGCACAAAGUGUAUGCUAUCCUGUAAAUAACCGGAUGUUGGCUUCUCAAAACAUGUCUCCUUCUAAAGGAAGAUGUGUACGUGUUUUCAAUGAGCAAUUGGGUUCUUUCCAAAACAUCGAGGACACCUUUUGGGUGCCUUCGAUAAAUGGUCCGGUACUGUCCAUCUUGGAUGUGGCUCCACUCAAUUCAGUUGGGAGAUAUAUGGACGAUGUUUAUACUGCUGUUCAGGACUAUCGACAUUGUCCUGUGAAAUCUAGUAGUGAUGCUCCCUUUGAAAGAGAACCACUGUUUCCCCUUCGUUCUUUCCCGUUGUAUGCUGAAGCUAAUUCUGAAGUUUUAAGGGGACCCAUUACCUCUGCUGUUAACAUGGUUUCAUCUACACCCAGUCAACAACCGCCUAAAAAAACAAUGGCUGCUGCACUUGUAGAAAGCACCAAGAAGCAAUCAGUUGCUUUAGUUCCCAAGGAAAUUGUAAAGUUAGCUCAGAGAUUUUUUCCUCUCUUCAAUCCUUCAUUAUUUCCACAUAAGCCACCCCCUGCAGCUGUUGUAAAUCGGGUGCUUUUCACCGAUGCAGAGGAUGAGCUGUUAGCACUGGGGUUGAUGGAAUACAAUACAGAUUGGAAGGCUAUUCAACAGCGCUUUCUUCCAUGCAAAUCGGAGCAUCAGAUUUUUGUUAGGCAAAAGAAUCGUUGCUCAUCUAAAGCGCCAGAAAAUCCCAUAAAGGCAGUUCGGAAAAUGAAAACCUCUCCGUUGACUGUGGAAGAGAUAACUUGUAUUCAGGAGGGACUUAAGGUUUAUAAAUUAGAUUGGAUGUCUGUGUGGCGAUUUGUUGUCCCACAUAGAGAUCCAUCCUUACUACCUCGGCAGUGGCGUGUUGCCUUUGGAACUCAGAGGUCAUAUAAGCAGGAUGCAGAAAAAAAGGAGAGGCGGCGGUUGUAUGAGUCAAGACGAAGAAAGAACAAAACUGCAGAUUUGGCAAGUUGGCAAACUGCAUCUGAAAAGGAGGAUGAUCAGGCUGAAAAUGCUGGAGAAGAUAAUAAAAGUGGAGAUGAGAGCACAGAUAAUGCAGGGGAAGGUUAUGUUCACCAGGCGUUUUUAGCAGAUUGGAGGCCGGAUGGCUUCAGCCUCAAUUCUUCUGCACUUCCUUGCUCAAAUGUAAAAGACAAAAGCAUUCCUGGGAAUACACUAUCACAAGAGGGUUCUCAUAUGAGGGAACAGCAAAUUUAUGAUGGGUCUAGAGAGGCUCAACUCCAGACUGGUAUCAUGCACAAGUUUUCACCUUCGUCACAGUGUACCCAGCACCCUUAUAUUUCAUCUCAGUUUGCUAGUGCUAGAAAUGGUACAUCUAAUAUCAUGGAGCCAAAUCAUCCAGCUUCUGGUAUGACGUCAAAUAACAGAAAAUCUCAAUUCUGGUUUCGGCCUUAUCGUGCUCGUAAAAAAAGUGGUGCUUCUAAUUCUCACUUAGUGAAAUUAGCGCCAGACUUGCCUCCUGUGAAUCUUCCACCAUCUGUUCGUGUAGUCUCUCAGACAGACUUCAAAGGCUUUCAGUUUGGAGCAUCUACCAAGAAAUCUGUGCCUGGAGGUAUUGGUAAUUCUGGAAUAGAAAAUUUAGUUUCUGGAGUUCCUCAUGCUAUGAAUUUGGGAACCACCCAUUUAGUAAAAACUGUACGGAAAAAAAAUAGUCCACUGAAAGACAAUGUUAGAUAUUCCCAUAUAGAAGAAUCUGAAGUUGCUAAGAAUAAAUGUAUUCCUGUGGAAAGACAGAUUGAUUCUGAUCUUCAGAUGCAUCCUUUACUGUUCCAGUCCCCUGAAGAUGGACAUCUGCCCUAUUACCCAUUGAACUGCAGCACUAGCACUUCCAGUUCUUUCAGUUUCUUUUCAGGAAAUCGGCCUCAAUUGAACCUAGAUCUCUUCCAUAAUCCUCACCCAGAAAACUAUGUUGAAGGUUUCAAUAAAUCUCUGAAGUCAAAGGAAUCUGCAGUAUCUUCUGGCAUUGACUUCCAUCCACUGCUACAAAGAACCGAACAAGUAUAUACUGACUCAGUAAGUACUGAGAAAGCUUUUGAUGCUGUCCAGACUGAGUCACUAGUAAGUCGUGGUCUGGCUACUAGUGUUAAUCCACCAAGUCCUAUGGAGAAAGCUAAUGAACUGGACUUAGAGAUCCACCUAAGCUAUACAUCCAGAAAUAAGAAAGGCAUGGAAAAUAGAGAUGUGACUGCAUGUAAUCCAACUAUGUCAGUAGUGGCAGCAUCACACUCUGGGUCUACAACGAAAUCCCAAAACAUCAAUGGCCCACAUUAUGAGCAGGGUGAUAUUUGUCCCACAGUCAGUACUAAGCUUGUUUCAGGUGGCCAUGGAUUGGCAAUACCAAGUAAUAACAUCAGCAGAUAUCCCAUGGAUGAUAUGGGUGACCAGUCUCAUCCAGAGAUUGUGAUGGAACAGGAAGAAUUGAGCGACUCUGAUGAAGAAAUUGAAGAACAUGUAGAGUUUGAGUGUGAGGAGAUGGCUGAUUCUGAAGGAGAGGAUGGAUCAGGCUGUGAACAAAUUGCUGAGAUUCAUAAUAAGGAGGGCCAGAAUAUCGCUUUGGAAAAUCUAGCAACAGGUGCAGCUAGUAAUGAUACACAAAGCGAACCAAGGACCCAUUGUGAUCCUCAAGGCGAUGUUCAUGUCCUUGGAAAGGACAUCACUCCUUCCCUUGAGUUGGGUUUGUCUAAUCAAGGGAUGGAUGAUUCAAGUAAUUUUUCUUGGUUGAGUUUAGAUUCAUGUGCACCAGAUCGUCUUUUGAGCACAAAGCCUAGUCAUGAAGAAAGUACAACCGGUGAAGGUCCUAUGUCCAAAAAUUUAUCUUCGCUUCGUCCCAACAGAUCUUGCAAGAAGAAAAAAACAAGCAACACAGAUGUUACAGUGCAGAAACAUGCUGUGGUCAUGGCAAAACAGCUCAGCCUUGGUCCUCUGGCUACUCCCACAAUGAAAAAAUCAAGGAAGCGUGCAUGCAGAUCUAAUACAAGUUUGAACAUGGGAUUGACUUUUGAAAGCUCCAGUGGUGAUGGUAAAGAUAGACUUGGUUGAUUGCUGAUCUGUCCAUGCUAACCAGGGUUGGUUGUAUUUCCUCGGAUUUCGGCACCCAAGAGGUGUCGGAGUGGAAGUAGAGAGGUGAGGAAAUUUGAUCUUCAUGGAGUCCUCAUCUUCCCCAACACUUGAAUUAGGGGAUUCUGGUGAUUCAAACAUCUGCAUACAAGGCUAGGAUGAAGGUCUCCGUCUGCUCGGUGAAUAUUUUUGUGAAUUGAAUGAGAAACAGCAGGAGUGAUUUGGGGAAGCUGGGGUAAUGGGCUCUAGGUAUGCAUUUCACAUAGGCAGUUAUUAUGUUAAUCCAUUGGUUGAUGUAAUAAUAUCAGUCAGUUUGUUUUGAUAGUUAGGUUUGUGUACAGACAUUUUGCAUGUAUAUUCUCCAUUGAUCUCUCAUAACAAUGAGAGUAGCUGUUUUUGCUAACAUAAUGUAGUUUCACGGAAUAGCAGAAACUGUUUAUAAGUCAUAACAAUCAAAGAAAAUUUCACAGUUCUACUAA
Molecule: messenger RNA, 5294 nt
Organism: Quercus lobata
Lineage: Eukaryota; Viridiplantae; Streptophyta; Magnoliopsida; Fagales; Fagaceae
Exons: 9
Coding region: 328-4797 (1489 amino acids)
Biological process (GO): regulation of DNA-templated transcription
Cellular component (GO): nucleus
Molecular function (GO): transcription coregulator activity
Source: RefSeq, a predicted model, not a curated record